Molecule: messenger RNA, 666 nt
Organism: Vairimorpha ceranae
Lineage: Eukaryota; Fungi; Microsporidia; Nosematidae
Exons: 1
Coding region: 1-666 (221 amino acids)
Source: RefSeq, a predicted model, not a curated record
AUGUCAAUAAAUAGGAAAGCAGUAUUAAUAGUAGUCGGGUGUUUAUUAUUUUUAUUUGUAGUGAUACCUAUAUUGGCUAGUAAAUUAAAAAACAUUUUUGCUCACCAGACAAUAGAAGUUGUUUCAGCUGAUCAAGACUUUCCUUACGACUUAUAUGUUAAAAACAAUGUGGGAAAAGAAGUAUAUCAUGAAAUUGUGUUUUAUGAACUUUUCCGAGGAUUGAGAUAUUUAAUAUUUGAUAAAAUAAAAAAAACUAGUAUCGCUAUUUCAUCGCUCAACAACACACAAGAAAGUACAAAAUUAACAACAAGUAAAAAUAACAAUAAUUUAGAAAAGUCAAUAUUUGAAUAUCUUAAAACCCUUGAAGAAGACAUUUUUAGAAACCCUAAUUUGCAAUCAAAAUAUUUUUCCCCCAAAGCUGGUCUUUUUAAUUUUAAGUUAAAAAAUAAAGUGCUAAUUUUAGACGCAUCAACACAAGAAAAAAUAAGAUUGUCAGCAGAUUUUAUACGUUUGAUUGAACCAAUAGAUUCAGAUUCUGAGGAUUUUUCAAUUGAAAAAGAUUUUUUUGAUAGACUUUUAAUAACAAAAUUUGGGAAAAUUUCUGUUAUAGAACUUAUGUUUGCAAAUUUAAUUACCCAUUUGCAGCUACAAAAAAUUAUUAUAUAA